This is a messenger RNA of Myotis davidii, 699 nucleotides long. Its product is annotated as cathepsin L1-like. Gene Ontology annotation, molecular function: cysteine-type endopeptidase activity. Gene Ontology annotation, biological process: immune response. The record is from RefSeq and is a predicted model, not a curated record. The transcript has a single exon. Gene Ontology annotation, cellular component: lysosome. Lineage: Eukaryota; Metazoa; Chordata; Mammalia; Chiroptera; Vespertilionidae.
AUGGCUAACCUUCUGAUCUUGGCCUGCCAGCAUUUUGAAAAACGUAUAAGAAUCAAGAGGAAAGAAGGCUAUGUAACCCCUGUGAAGUACCAGGGUCACUGUGGUUCUUGUUGGGCAUUUAGUGCAACAGGUGCCCUUGAGGGACAGAUGUUCCGGAAAACUGGAAAACUUAUCUCAUUGAGUGAGCUGAACCUUGUGGACUGCUCUCAGGCUCAAGGCAAUGAGGGCUGCAAUGGUGGCCUAAUGGAUAAUGCCUUCCAGUAUGUGAAGUCCAACGGCGGCCUGGACUCAGAGGAGUCCUAUCCCUAUCAAGUAAAGGUUGGACCCUGCAAAUACAGGCCUGAGGACUCUGUUGCCAAUGACACUGGCUUCGUGGACAUCCCUGAGCAGGAGACUGCCCUCAUGAAGGCAAUGGCAACCGUGGGGCCCAUCUAGGUGGCUAUAGAUGCAAGCCAUCUUAGCUUCCAGUUCUAUGAAGAUGGCAUUUAUUAUGAGCGGCACUGCAGCAGCAUGGAUCUAGAUCAUGGCAUUCUGGUGGUUGGCUAUGGCUUUGAAGAAGAAGAAUCAAGUAAAAAUAAAUAUUGGAUUGUCAAGAACAGCUGGGGUGAAGCUUGGGGCAAGAAUAGCUACAUAAAGAUGGCCAAAGACUGGAGCAACCACUGUGGAAUCGCCACCAUGGCCAGCUAUCCUACUGUGUGA